CUCAAUGGAUUACAUAAAGAUGUUAUGUAACAGCGACGCAGCGUGCUCAGCAGCGCCACAAAUGCAACUCGCGCGCGGCUGACUUUUACAAGGCGUCAGAGACAGAGAGUAGUACACUUGUUCUCGUCCAUCACAACACGAAAUAUGGACCCGGUCAAUAAUACAGUGGAAGCCAACAAUGAGGUGAAGGACGGUACCACAACAGGACAAAAAGGGUUGGAGACCAUCGCUCCUCUGAUCUGCUCUGUCAAAGAGACCCCUGAUCCAGUCCAUGCUGAGAUACAAGGGACCAUUCCCCUUUGGAUCAAUGGCAGCCUUCUCCGAAAUGGCCCAGGGAAGUUUGAGUUUGGAGACACUCACUACAACCACUGGUUUGAUGGAAUGGCCAUGCUACACAAGUUCAAGGUGGAGAAAGGCCAGGUGACGUACACGAGCCGCUUCCUGCGCAGUGACGCUUUCAAGGAGAACAGCGAACGGGACCGUAUCAUGGUGUGCGAAUUUGGUACCAUCGCCAUGCCUGACCCUUGUAAAAACAUCUUCCAGAGAUUUUUCUCUUACUUUGAGAUGAUAAAGCCCACAGACAAUGGCAAUGUCAACUUUGUCAAAUACAAGGGAGACUACUAUGUCAGCACAGAGACUAACUUGAUACACAAAGUCAACCCAGAAAGCCUAGAGACAAUGGAACAGGUAGACUGGAGCAAAUUUAUUGCUGUGAAUGGAGCUACCGCCCACCCUCAUUAUGACCCUGAUGGUACCUGCUUCAACAUGGGCAACUCCUAUGGAAGGCAAGGAGCCAUAUACAACAUUAUUAGCGUACCCCCUGAGAAGUCCAGUACUGAAGAGACCCUGCAUGGCGCCAGAAUUCUCUGUUCUAUUACCCCUUCAAACAAGUCCCAUCCCUCCUAUUAUCACAGCUUUGCCAUGUCGGAGAACUACGUGGUAUUCAUUGAGCAGCCAAUUAAAGUCGACCUGUUGAAGAUACUCACAAGUAAGAUAAGGGGUAAAGCAUUUGGCGAUGCUGUAUACUGGGACCCCGAGUUGGAAACCAUCCUGCAUCUUAUUGACAAACAUACAGGCGAGGUCAGCCCAGUGAAGUACUACGCCAAAGCUUUCUCCAACUUCCAUCAGAUCAAUGCUUUUGAAGAGGAUGGAUUCUUGGUAGUUGACUUGUGUUGCUCAGACGAAGGACAAGCCAUCAACAUAUACUCCCUUCAAAAUUUACGCAAGUCGGGAGAAGCACUCGAUGAGGUGUACAACACCAUGAGCAGAGUUUUUCCUCGCCGCUUUGUACUCCCUCUUCACGUGACCGAUGACACGCCGAUUGACCAAAACCUCAACACUCGUCCUUCUAGCACAGCAACAUGUGUCAAACAGAGCAACAUCAGGAUCUUCUGCCAGUAUGAGGAUCUCCAUGGUGAUGAUCUCUCUCAGUACGGUGGUCUGGAGUUCCCUCACAUCAAUUAUAAGAAAUACAACACCAAGCCUUAUCGUUAUUUCUACGGAUGUGGCUUCAGACACAUGGUUGGAGACUCACUUCUCAAGAUGGACCUCAAUGACAAGACCCUUAAGGUGUGGUACCAGAAAGGUCUCUACCCAUCCGAGCCAGUAUUUGUGCCUUCACCAGAUGCUGUGGAGGAGGACGAUGGUGUCAUCCUCUCUGUGAUUCUCUCCCCUUCUCAGGAUAAAGACACAUUCCUCCUGGUUUUGGAUGCCAAAACAUUUGAAGAGUUGGGACGAGCCAAAGUUCCUGUCAAAACGCCCUACGGCUUCCACGGUGUCUUCAGUGCCUCUGCCUAAAUGAAAUUGUUACUACAUGUUUGCUGCAUAAUGAUAUCCAAAAUAAUAGUCAACCCAAAACACUAAAUAGGGACGAUUACAUGAUUGUACUUGAAUGAAUUCCUGCUUUAUGCUUUACAAAGGUACAUUGUGCUCUUACCAAAUGGAUGCAAAUGAAUGCAAUUUGGUUUGUGUCCAAUUUUAUUCUUGUUUUGUAUUUACACAACUUUUGUAUUACUCAAAACUGCUAUUUCUUACACUAAGUGCCAAUAGCUAUUUCUAAUCAAUAUCAUUUGAAUCUUGCACUUUAACUAUUUUUGUAUAUAAUUCAAAUAAAAUGUA
This is a messenger RNA of Corythoichthys intestinalis (scribbled pipefish), 2118 nucleotides long. Its product is annotated as carotenoid-cleaving dioxygenase, mitochondrial-like. Bases 145 to 1797 code for a protein of 550 amino acids. Gene Ontology annotation, biological process: carotene catabolic process; retinal metabolic process. Lineage: Eukaryota; Metazoa; Chordata; Actinopteri; Syngnathiformes; Syngnathidae. Gene Ontology annotation, cellular component: mitochondrion. The transcript has 12 exons. Gene Ontology annotation, molecular function: carotenoid dioxygenase activity; beta-carotene 15,15'-dioxygenase activity. The record is from RefSeq and is a predicted model, not a curated record.